Molecule: messenger RNA, 2822 nt
Organism: Cydia pomonella (codling moth)
Lineage: Eukaryota; Metazoa; Arthropoda; Insecta; Lepidoptera; Tortricidae
Gene: Ccm3
Product: programmed cell death protein 10
Exons: 5
Coding region: 237-866 (209 amino acids)
Biological process (GO): positive regulation of MAP kinase activity; regulation of Golgi organization
Cellular component (GO): FAR/SIP/STRIPAK complex; Golgi apparatus
Molecular function (GO): protein kinase binding
Source: RefSeq, a predicted model, not a curated record
GCUUAAAGGUCUCGUAACCAGGCCAUAAAAUCCAAAAAAAAAAAAAAGAAUUAGAAUAGGUGUUGUCAAAUAGUUGUGAAAUAAUCAAGUUGUGUAUGUGAUGUGGUGUGAAGCUAUUUCUAUUGUUUAUUGUACUUUCUAUUUGUGUCCUGUGCAUAUUGCUAUUUACCUGCCCAACGAGUGCUACAAAAAGCACUGUUGUACUCGCCCAUCUUAAAACCCUAAACUUUGCCACAAUGACAAUGGGCGAUGAACUGCCUGUCACUUCUUUGGUUUUGCCCGUUCUUAUUCGUCCUGUGUUAACUCAGUUGGAAAAAUAUGAUUUGGGCGCGUCUCAGACAUUACGAGCAGCUCUUACCAAGGCGGAGGCUGCUGUGCCAGGGCUUAAUUAUGAUUUGGUGGCCGGGAUAAUGCGAAGAGCUGAUAUACCUGUCAAUAUGAAUGAGAGCUUACUGCGUUUGCAGGGAGCUCUUACGGAAUCAGAAUGUGCUGAUCUAAGGCUGAACAGGUCUGAAGAGGCAUUCCAAGAGUUAAACAAGAAAUCUACCGCAUUGAAGAAAAUUUUAAGCCGCAUUCCUGAUGAAAUAACAGACAGAAAAACAUUCCUGGAAACUAUUAAAGAGAUUGCAUCAGCUAUCAAGAAGCUUCUGGAUGCUGUCAAUGAGGUGUCUCAAUAUACCCCUGGUCCCGGCAAACAAGUGCUAGAACAAAGAAAAAGGGAAUUUGUCAAAUACUCUAAAAGGUUUUCAAACACAUUGAAGGAGUACUUCAAGGAGGGACAGGCCAAUGCUGUGUUCGUGAGUGCUCUUUAUUUGAUCCACCAGACAAACCAAAUCUUAUAUACAGUAAAAAAUAAGUCUGAAUAACUUUAUCACUUCUGUAAUAGUAUUUACUAAUUUGUUUUAAUCUUCCCGUUCAAGUGUAUUAAUUACUUAUGAAAUAAAAAUGGAUAUGGGGUUAAAUACCUAGUUAAUCAAAAGUUUAAAAAAUUAUAAGUACUUAUAGAAUUUUGUUUUUCAUGUGCGGUCUUAAUAUAAAAUAAUCGUUUUACAGCUAGGGUUGAUAACAUCAGUCGCCAAAAAUUGUAAAUUGGCAUUGAAGUUUUUAAGACAUGGGUAGUAUAGAGUUAAUCAUUGACUGCCAAGUUAAUGAUUAUCAUAAACACUUUCCCUGGCUUUAAGCAUGUAAAAUACAUGUUGUGGGAUCCAGGUGGAAUGCAUUUUGGGAAAGUGUAAAGGUACGUUUACGUCCGGAAUACAAUGCCGCACUCGCAAGGGUGUAAAUGGCGUUCGAGCCAGUCCAAGUGUUUGUAUUGUACAGACUUGGAGCUUGUGGUCGUGGACGCCUGCCAAGUCUCCACAGGCAUGUAAACUUAACAUAAGAGCACUCAAAUAAUUUUGCCAUAUUGACAUUGAUUGGGAGUUUGAACGUGUUAAAUGACAAAAUGACUAACUAUGGGCUUAUUUAUACGGUACAAGAACUCGCAUACGAGUGUCAUUAUCAUUACAUUGCGGUAUUUGAUCGGUCGGCCGAGUUGUUUGUAACCGCAAUAGUCCGUAAUGUAACUAAAAAUGCAUGCGAGUUCGCGUGCCGUCUAAAUCAGCCCUAUUACAAGUAGAUUAUUAUUGAUUGCUAAAUUUUUAACUAUAUUGGGCGAAGUCUGGUGGCUUUCAGGUAUUCGUAAUUAGUAAAUUGCAAUUUAAAAAUGCUUAUGGUUUUUCGUAUAUAGACUCGCAUCCAGGCCAUAAUUAUAAAUAAAAAAACAUACAUAGUAGUCUACCUACAGUAGGUUUCUGUACCCUAAUGACGUAAAUUCAUAGUUAUUUUUAGAUAUUGGACUGUUUACAUUCGGUUCGUGUUUCAGUAAAAUGCAUACACUAUUAUAAUUAUGUAAUAAAAAAAUAAUAUGAUUUGUAUUUAAAUUUAUAGAUGUAGUCUGUAAUUAUUAUACAAAUAAUGCAUAGGUACAGUUAGACGUAUUUAAUUGUGUUUUAAAAUUGUACCUACCAAUAACAAUUUACCAUCGUAAUAUUAUUAUUGUGUUUCAAAUGUCACACUAAACAUAGUGUUUUUUUCCGUUAAUUUCAAGGGUGCAUUUCUGAGCUUAAAUUAAGUAACUUUCUCAAAGACACCGGUAUUCUAAUUAACAAGAAUUUAUUUUUAUCUGAUAAGGCCCUUACAAGGGUGUACACUUGCCUUACAGCCUGUUUACACAUUGAUUAGUGUUUAGUACGAGUUUAUACAUUUGCUACUAAGCGUAAGUACCUAGGUAAUCUCGGACGAUCGAUGUUCGAAAUUAUAUUAAUAUGUCACAUUUUUUUUAUUGUUUGGUUGAGUUAAAUGUAAUGCCCGUGCUACAACAACACUAUAUGCAGCCUUUAUUUUUUUUAAUUAAGUUUGUUAUUACAAAAUAACAAACUUAAAAUUAAAAAAAUCUAUUAAAAAAGAAAAAUUAAUAUUAAGCAUUUAGUAUCCUUACACGUUCUUACCCAUACCCCGAAGUUAACGGAAUUCAAUAAAAGCACGGUGUAUACAUAAAUACCGAUCGUGACUACAGUCACGAUACGGACAAAGUGCCAAAAUAUGUAUACACGACCUUAUUGCUCAAGUAUUAAGGUAGUGUCGACUUAUUUUCGGCACUUGGUCCGCAUCGAUAUUUUUAGACGUGACUGUAUACAUCGUGUUGCUAAUACUCUACAUAACCUAUGACUGUUGUACUUUACCCUAGUAUUAUAGAUAUAGAAAAUGUUUAUAAAAUUAAUGUUAUUAUAUUAAUUUGCACUGUUCUGGAGAUAUACCCAACUAAUAGAGAAAUAUUUUUA